GAGUCGCACUGCCACUACGUUUCCGAAUUUCACGAGUCUUGUGUGUGCGGCUCUCCGCCCGGUCGGUGCCACUUUUAGUUCCGCGUUUUUUGUCUUUCGGAAGUCUCGCGAUCUGCGGCCGACUUUCACUUUCGGAACAAGCACUGGGUGUCUGUACAGUUCCCAUCUCGGCGACGCGUUCGGGGACUGCAACACAGAACAGGGGAAGAGGGUCGGUUCGGUCGCGCGCUUCUGCAGUCCCGUUCCACUUUUUUGUCUGGUCGUUAAACGGACCUUUCUCUCCUUUCGUUUCCCCGUCGAACGGCAUUUUUGCCUUGACUUCUCUUUGCACUUUUCCCAGUGCCUCGCUCCGGAACCCCGUGUCCGGCAGUGACCUCUGGUGUGGUUCCCUGUCUUCUGGUUCGCCGGCUCGGCGUUACCUCGUUUCUCGCCGCUCCCCGUCCGUAAUUUCUGUCUUCAACUUGCGUAGACAAAAUGACGGCUGCCAAAAAACUCAGUCUCUUCAGCCUCGCUGCUCUGUUCUGUCUCCUGAGCGUGGCUACUCUCCGACCUGUCGCUGCCAGUGAUGCGGAGGAAGGAAAAGUCAAGGAUGUAGUCAUCGGUAUUGAUCUGGGAACGACCUACUCGUGCGUUGGUGUGUACCGCCAUGGCCGCGUUGACAUCAUCCCGAACGACCAGGGUAACCGUAUCACCCCCUCUUACGUUGCCUUCACCGAUGACGACCGCAAGAUCGGUGAGGCCGCAAAGAACGAGGCGACCAUCAACCCGACCAAUACACUCUUUGACGUGAAGCGUCUCAUCGGGCGCCGCUUCAACGAGAAGGAGGUCCAGAAGGACAAGGACUUGCUUCCCUACGAGAUCAUCAACAAGGAUGGCAAGCCCUACAUCCGUGUCAUGGUCAAGGGCGAACCUAAGGUCCUGGCGCCCGAAGAAGUCUCCGCCAUGGUUCUCACCAAGAUGAAGGAAACUGCCGAGCAGUUCCUCGGCAAGGAAGUCAAGAACGCCGUCGUCACUGUCCCUGCUUACUUCAACGACGCUCAGCGACAGGCCACAAAGGACGCCGGUGCGAUUGCUGGCUUGAACGUCAUCCGUAUCAUCAACGAGCCGACCGCUGCUGCUAUUGCGUACGGUCUGGACAAGAAGAACGAGAAGACCAUCCUCGUCUACGAUCUUGGUGGUGGUACUUUUGAUGUCUCCGUUCUGGUGAUUGACAACGGCGUCUUCGAAGUCCUUGCCACAUCUGGUGACACUCACUUGGGAGGAGAAGAUUUCGACCAGCGCGUGAUGGACCACUUCAUCAAGUUGGUGAAGAAAAAGUACGACAAGGAUCUGCGCACCGACAAACGCGGUUUGCAGAAGUUGCGUCGUGAAGUCGAGCGGGCGAAGCGUGCUCUUUCUUCUCAGCACCAGGCGAAGGUGGAAGUUGAGAACCUCAUGGAAGGUGUCGACUUCUCCGAGACCCUGACUCGCGCCAAGUUCGAGGAACUGAACUCGGACCUGUUCCAGAAGACCCUGAAGCCCGUGAAGCAGGUCCUCGAGGACGCCGACCUACAGAAGAGCCAGGUCGACGAGAUCGUCCUUGUCGGUGGUUCCACUCGUAUCCCUAAGAUCCAGCAACUCAUCAAGGACUUCUUCAACGGAAAGGAGCCGAACCGCGGCAUCAACCCGGACGAGGCCGUCGCGUAUGGUGCCGCUGUUCAGGCUGGCAUUCUUUCCGGUGAAGGUGCACAGGACAUGGUUCUCCUCGAUGUCACUCCUCUCACCCUCGGUAUCGAGACAGCCGGUGGUGUCAUGGCCAAAAUCAUCAACAAGAACACCGUCAUCCCCACCAAGAAGACGCAGACCUUCUCCACGUACUCUGACAACCAGUCCGCUGUCCUCAUCCAGGUGUACGAGGGUGAGCGUCCGAUGACCAAGCACAACCACUUGCUCGGCAAGUUUGAGCUGACUGGCAUCCCUCCAGCGCCGCGUGGUGUUCCUCAGAUCGAGGUGACUUUCGAUGUGGAUCGCAACGGUAUUCUGAGUGUCUCUGCCGUUGACAAGGGAACUGGAAAGAGUGAGAAGAUCACCAUCACCAACGACAAGGGUCGCUUGACUCCGGAGGAGAUCGAGCGCAUGAUUUCCGAGGCGGAGAAGUUCGCCGAGGAAGACAAGAAGGUGAAGGAGCGCGUCGACGCUCGCAACGCUCUUGAGGGUUACCUGCACUCCAUGAAGACAACUGUCGAAGACAAGGACAAGCUCGCAGACAAGAUUGAAGAGGACGACAAGAAGACCAUCCUCGACAAAGUGACUGAGGCCCAAGAGUGGCUCAACACCAACCCCGACGCAGAUGCCGAAGAGACUCGCGACAAACUGAAGGAUGUUGAGGCUGUCUGCAAUCCCAUCAUCUCCAAGGUGUACGGUCAGAGCGGCGGACCCGGCGCAGGUGGUGCCGCUGGCGGCGCCGAUGAUGAUGACUAUGGUGGUCACGACGAGUUGUAGACACACCUUUUUGAGACCUAACCAAAGGACCAGUUGCAGAAAAGAAAAUGGCUUCUGUUUUCGAGACUCGUGUCACUGUCGCGUGUGCUUAGAGUAUCUCGUUCAUGUCAGUCUUGUACUCUGAAAACCAUCUGAUUUCUCGGCUAACUCAUCUAAGAACAACUUUCCUGAUUCGCCGCACGCCAGUAUGGACGGCGAUGUUUUGUGGGUGUAAAAAUGCUCGAUAAAUGGUUGUGCGGUGUCUAGCUUGCGUGUCUCCUAGCGUCUAUACGCCUGUCUAGGUUCAGACCUUUUUUAGAUUUACAUGACAAUUUAACCAAAGCACAGAAAACAGCUUCGGAAUAUCACAGUAAGACACGCCACAUAACUCGGCACACGAGUGUGAUGAGGAAGAGUUGCUAACGUCUUCCCGGCAGUCACAAUAUUGUAGUCCGCGCGCGAAUUGUUCCCCAAAUU
This is a messenger RNA of Toxoplasma gondii ME49, 2937 nucleotides long. Its product is annotated as chaperonin protein BiP. Lineage: Eukaryota; Apicomplexa; Conoidasida; Eucoccidiorida; Sarcocystidae. The record is from RefSeq and is a predicted model, not a curated record. The transcript has 5 exons. Gene Ontology annotation, cellular component: endoplasmic reticulum lumen; cytoplasm; endoplasmic reticulum chaperone complex. Gene Ontology annotation, biological process: protein refolding; cellular response to unfolded protein; endoplasmic reticulum unfolded protein response. Bases 475 to 2481 code for a protein of 668 amino acids. Gene Ontology annotation, molecular function: ATP binding; ATP-dependent protein folding chaperone; ATP hydrolysis activity.